Plectropomus leopardus (leopard coralgrouper) is the source of this 1893-nucleotide messenger RNA. It is a transcript of the gene mybphb, whose product is annotated as myosin binding protein Hb. Gene Ontology annotation, molecular function: protein binding. The record is from RefSeq and is a predicted model, not a curated record. NCBI's taxonomy places the organism in Eukaryota, Metazoa, Chordata, Actinopteri, Perciformes, Serranidae.
UCAGUUUUAAGGACUUAACCGAGUUGGGAAUUAGCUGACACCGCAAACAUGCCGACCAAGCCUGCCCCCAUCAAGAAGGCGGCUAAGAAAGAACCAGCCAAGAAGGAGGAGAAGGCUCCAGAGCCGGCUCCAGAGCCCGCACCCGCUGAGGCUGCCCCGGCUGAAGCCGCCCCUGCUGAGGCUGCACCUGCUGAGGCGGCCCCUGCCGAGGGAGAGGCCCCUGCUGCCCCGCCAGCUGAGGAGGCCAAACCCCCCACCCCACCUCCACCCGCAGAUGAGCCCACAAGUGCUCCCCUGGACCUGUUUGUUGAGGACAAGAACGACACCUCAGUUACUAUCAUCUGGAGCCAGCCAGAGGUCGUCGGACAUUCUGGCCUCGAUGGAUACGUCAUUGAAGUCUGCAAGGAUGGAACUGAGGACUGGAAGGUAGUCAAUGAGGAUCUGCAGAAGUCCUGCCGUUACAUCAUCAAGAACCAGACCACCGGAGACCGUCUGAAGAUCCGCGUCGUGGCCAUGAACGCUGGCGGCCGCAGCCCCCCUGUCGCCCUCCCCGAGGCCGUCCUGGUGAAGGAGGUCGCUGAUCGUCCCAAGGUCCGCCUGCCGCGUUUCCUCAGGCAGAGAUACGUCGCUCAAGUUGGAGCCAAGAUCAAUCUAACCAUCCCUUUCACAGGCAAACCUAAACCAGUGGUCACCUGGACAAAGGACGGACAACCCCUUGACACAAAGAAGGUGAACAUCCGCAGCACUGACAGAGACAGCAUCCUGUUCAUCCGUGCAGCCGAGAGAGAGGACUCUGGAGUGUAUGAGAUGUGUGUGAAGGUGGAUGACUUCGAGGACAAGGCUCCACUCACCCUGCAAAUCGUCGAGCUGCCAGGGCCUCCUGCCAGUAUGAAGAUUGUGGACACCUGGGGCUUCAACGUUGCUCUUGAGUGGACCGCACCCAAAGACAACGGAAACACAGAAAUCACAGGUUAUACAGUCCAGAAGGCCGACAAAAAGACCGGAGAGUGGUUCACUGUGUUGGAUCAUUACCACAGACUGAAUGCCACCAUCUCCGACCUCAUCAUGGGCAACACCUACAAGUUCAGAGCGUUUUCUGAAAACAAGGUUGGAGUCAGCGAGAGCGCUGCUGUUACAAAGGAGGAGGCCAAGAUCCUGAAGACAGGUAUCGACUACAAGCCUCCUGAGUACAAGGAGCACGAUUUCACCGAGGCGCCCAAGUUCACCACCUCCCUGACUGACAGAGCCACCACCGUCGGCUACAGCACCAAGCUGCUGUGCUCCGUCAGGGGAUCCCCAAAACCCAAGGUUAUAUGGAUGAAGAACCAGAUGAUCAUCGGAGACGACCCCAAGUACAGGCAGAUCUGCGUCCAGGGUAUCUGCUCUCUGGAGAUCCGUAAGCCUGGUAACUUUGACGGAGGUGUGUACUCCUGCAAGGCCAAGAACGAUCACGGAGAGGCAACUGUUAGCUGCAAGCUGGAGGUCAAACAGGCGGCAGUUGCAGAUGCAGACAAGAAAUAAGUCAACAUUCACAUUCUCACAGGAGCAGAAGGAAUGAGGCCUUUGCAGCAUAAGGAAAGUGCUGGAUUCCUGGAAGAACAUGUAUAUAUGGCUGGUGACCCCACUACCGAAAGGGUUGUUGCCUGCAACCUCUUGCCGAGUGUUACCCUGUGUUAUGAUGAACAAUUGUUGUCGCUUUAUGCCUUUAUCGUUCACUACAAGUCCACAUCCAUGUCCACAAUCAGCUUUUUCCCGCUCAACGAUACUAAAUUGUCAUCGUGUCGGUCACACUUGGUGUACACCAACAUUUCUGCAACAUGAAUUUACUCCUCCUCAUGGGAAAACUACAUGUAACAUCUACGUGUUUAUAUCAAUAAAUAAUUUAAUUUCUGG